AUGCUAUUAGUUUCGUUAUUUAUCAAUAACCAUUAUGAACUGGCUACAGCACGCCGCGGAGGAAUAAAAAGCUGGCAACUCAAAACGAUUGAAUUUGGAAUGGAUCACCGUUUUAACCUCAGCGCCAGUUUCUGGAAUCUUUAUGCUGCCCUUUUUGAAAAUGAACUGUUUCGAGACCGUCCUAAAGACGUGGCAGGGAACCUCAAAGAUGAGGAAUACCUGCACGAGGAUUGGACUAGAAUGAAGGGGGUUGUAGUGGGCGUGCUCAUGAAGACACCAUCUCCAGAAGAUUUCAAAGUAGGCAUUACCGACUGUUUCACGCCCUACUUCAAAGACUUGGCUCCAUGCAUGGAGGAGCUACGUCAGUUGAUCUUUCUUCAGUCAAUCCAUGGAUCCAAACCCACGCAUAAAGCUGUCAUUGCGAUUCUGCGUAAACACAUGCUUAACCUUCCGGACGACGAUAAAUGGUCUUGGAAAAACGAUUCUGCAUGUUAUGGCCGAGUCGGUGGAAAGCGAAACCUGGAGAUAUUCCAAGAAGAAGAGAAAGAAUCAGAGGAAGAGCCCCUCGAAACGUCGCCUUCUGCAGGACGAAUGAAACGUGUAAAAACUGCACCAUCGAGGUUAUCUACAACUAGUACAAUGCGGUCAAUCAGCAGCCAAACAGUGAAGACCCAGCUUGCUUAG
Messenger RNA from Psilocybe cubensis, 684 nucleotides. RefSeq lists its product as uncharacterized. Lineage: Eukaryota; Fungi; Basidiomycota; Agaricomycetes; Agaricales; Agrocybaceae. The record is from RefSeq and is a predicted model, not a curated record. The transcript has 2 exons. Bases 1 to 684 code for a protein of 227 amino acids.